CUGUAAGAAAAGAUAAACGAGGAGGCGUGUUGCAACUUUAACGAUCUACCAAUACCAUAUACCAUCAUUGUCUUCCUCCAGGCGGCCUGGCAACUGUUACCGGAGCAUGGCACGGUUGAUACGGUCUCUAAGGCAAUGGCCGCCAUUGCAGCUGCAGCAGCAGUACCACUGCUGCUCUCGGAUACUAACAGUAUCAACUAAAACUCCCUCCCAUUGUUUCUCUUUCGCCACUUCAACUUCCUCCCGUCGGAACGCUCGUCUCCGCCCACGCGGAGCCAGAUUACCCAAUGCCCCAUCUACAUCUGAUCUCAGAGAAAACGAAAUCAGCGACGACUCGGAAUCCGAUGUUAAGAAGAGCCGCAACCAGAAGAAGCGCGAGGCUCGUCGCGCCGUCCGUUGGGGCAUGGACCUCGCUUCCUUCUCAAUCCCUCAAAUCAAACUUAUCCUCAGAGCCUCUUCUCUCGAACAAGAUGUUUUCGAUGCUUUAAUGCUAGUUAAGAGACUAGGGCCUGAUGUUCGAGAGGGAAAGCGAAGGCAGUUCAAUUAUAUUGGGAAACUGCUGAGAGAAGUAGAGCCUGAAUUGAUGGAAGCCUUGAUCCAGGCUACAAAAGUAGGUGACCAGAAAACAUUGCAGGCUUUAGCUGGUUCAGAGACACAAAUCAUUGAAGAAGAAGAUGAUGAAGAAGAAGAUGAUAAUGACGAUCAAUUUGAAUAUAGUCAGUCACAGGAGUUUGUUAACACUGCAAAUAGAUGGUUUGAUGGGUUGAUCAGCAAGGACAUUGAAAUUACUAAUGAAGUAUUUUCAGCUAGCAGUGUCGAUUUUGAUCGUCAGGAAUUGCGUAAACUUGUUCGAAAAGUGCAAACGAGUCAAGAACAAAGCCAAAAUGUUAGUGAAGAAGACAAGGCAAAAAUAGAAGCAGCAGUAAGGAGUGCCAGAAAGUCCCUCACCCGUUUUCUUCGUACCCUCGCCAAGCAAUUGACUACAGAAAGUUUUGAUUAAUAUGAUCUGUAAUAUCAUUAUUUUGUACCAUAGUUAAUUUUUUUCUUAUGCAUUUUAUAUUGCAUACGAUUAAAGUCUUAGAAAUUGCAAAAUCAUAGAGGCCAUCAAGCAUGUUCUGCUGACCAACCAAUACGGUGAAAAGAACACUUAUGAUUAUUGAUGUCAGUAUUUUCUUUUUCAGUGGGUGUCCAUCUCUUGCAGUGUCGAAAAGAACACUUCCUUAA
Molecule: messenger RNA, 1224 nt
Organism: Gossypium arboreum
Lineage: Eukaryota; Viridiplantae; Streptophyta; Magnoliopsida; Malvales; Malvaceae
Exons: 6
Coding region: 107-1000 (297 amino acids)
Source: RefSeq, a predicted model, not a curated record